ACAUAAUUCGCAGUCAAGAGAAUUAACAUGAGGUUUGCUUUUCAGAUCUCCCUCGAACCAAAACAAAAACAGCAUCAAUAAUUGUCGGACAAAAGAAGAAAGGUAUAAAUAAAACCAAAGAAACACAAACUCAGUAAAAAAAAAAAAAAGAGAGGGAGAGAGAGAGAAAAAAAAGAAAACCUCCGCCAAAAAGAAGAAAAUCAAAAAUACCGAAAGAUCGAAAAUCCAAACUGAUGUGCGAAUAACAGCAGCAUGGACGUGUACACAGUGGAGGAACACGGCGAGUCGAGUGCGGGCAGAGGAGGGCGGGAGAGCUCGGCCGAAAGACGCACUCGACUCCUGAGACAGGGCCUUAAGAUGUUCAUGUGCAGCUUGGCCAUGUGGACAAUGGGCUCGAUGUAUGUGUUCCCUUCGGUUCUGGCGCACGACCUGGCGGCCCACAACACGACGAUCUACGGGUCUCCCAUCACCCUCACGAGUUCGCAGGUCGACAUGGCAGGCAGCCUAGUGAUGCUGGGCUCGACGGUGGGCGCGUGGGUCGUGGCGCCGCUGAUGAUGCGUCUCGGGCGGCGGGCGUGCAUCCUCGGGUCUGGCUCCACGGCGGUGCUGGGCUGGCUCGGAGUGGCACUGCUGCCCGAGCCCGUUGGCAUUCUGGUGGCACGCGGUCUCUCGGGAAUGGCGGCCGGCGGGCUCUCGCUCGUGGCCAACAGCUACGGCAUAGAGCUGGCGGACCCCGAGGUGCGCGGUAUGAUGGCCAUGGUGCUCAACCUCGGCAUUUUGCUAGGCCAAGUGGUGACAGUGAGCGUGGGAUACGACGCGCGCUACUUCAUCGUUGCACUGGUGGACAUGGCACUCCCGCUGGCUCUCCUACUCUCCCUCUUCCAUCUUCCAGAGAGCCCUCCUUACCUCGUGCUCAAAGGACGCGAGGGCGAAGCGCGCGAAGUCCUCCUGGAUCUUCGAGGGCGAUGUGCUGACCUCGAGGGCGAAAUCCAGAGCUACAAAGACCUCAACCGCACCAGCGAGAGCAAGGGGGUGUGGCGUGACCUCCUUCGACCCGAGGUGCUCAAGGACCUGGCUGUCGUCUCGACCUUGUUUAUACUCAUGUAUUUUACAGGUUACCAGGUGAUCAGUGCGAACACUUCGAGAAUGUUCGAGGCGGCGGGGUCCAGCCUCGAUGACAGUCUGGCCACCAUUAUUGUUAAUGUCGUGCAGGUCGCCGCCGCCGUCGCCGCCUCCCUCCUGAUGGACCGCCUCGGGCGCCGCCGCAGCACGAUGCUCUCGUACGGCGUGAUGUGCGCGGCGCUGGGCGGCCUGGCCGUGUACCUGCUGGCGGCGGGGGAGCAGGACCCGCGGCCCCUGGCGUGGGUCCCCCUGGUGUGCCUCAUGGUCACGCAGGGCGCCGUCACCGUCGGGGUGAAUCCGGUUCCAUUCAUCCUGAGCAGCGAGUACUUCCCCACCCGCAUCCGGGCCUGG
Penaeus monodon (black tiger shrimp) is the source of this 1473-nucleotide messenger RNA. Its product is annotated as facilitated trehalose transporter Tret1-like. Gene Ontology annotation, cellular component: membrane. The record is from RefSeq and is a predicted model, not a curated record. NCBI's taxonomy places the organism in Eukaryota, Metazoa, Arthropoda, Malacostraca, Decapoda, Penaeidae. Gene Ontology annotation, biological process: transmembrane transport. Gene Ontology annotation, molecular function: transmembrane transporter activity.